UCUGGUGGCUUGCCUCUGGAACUUUCAAUAUCUGCCCAACUUAUUCCCUUACUUUCUUCCCUAAGUCUUUCGGAUACUUCCCUUUCUGUAGAAGGGACUUUUGAUCUCUCUAAACCUACAGAGGAAACUCUAGGACCUUCUACUUCAUCCCAGGGACCAAGUGAGUCUGUGAAUUCUGCUCAAAGGGCCCAAAAAAGAGAUCCAUCUGCUUCAGAAUCUACAGGAUCUAUGCAUUCUUCCAAAGGUCCCAUGGUAAUUUCUUUAUCUGGACAAGGAACACUAGGAUCUGUAUCAUCCUCCCUAGAGCCUUUGACAAUGUCUCUAUCUGUUCAAGUGAAUCCAGGACCUUUGUCAUCUGUUCAGGAAGCUGGAGGCCCUUGCCUGUCUUUACAGGGGAAUCUGGAAGGUUACACCUGUACACAUGGCAAGCCAGGAAUAGCCAAUGCUUCACCAGGAGAUUUCAAAUUUUCAGCAUCUACCACAGUGAGUCUAGGAUCUUCUCUAUCUGUCCAAUUGGAUUUGACAGUGUCACAAGGCCACUUAUUGCCUCUGAAGCCCUCCCUGUCUGCCCAGGGUGUUCCAGGAACAUUGACAUCUGCCCAAGGGCCUCCAGAAACUUCCUUGUUGUCCCAAGAGCCCCCAGGACCCUGUUUGGAAAAAGAGGCUUUAGGAUAUUCACCAUCUGAUCCGGAAGGCCUUGGACUUUCUGAAUCUGUCCUGGACACACUAGAAACAUUGCCAUGUACGCAAAACACUGCAGAAAUAUCACCUGUCACCCAAGAGAUUGUAGAACCUUUGUCACCUGCACAAGAUUCCCUCAGAUUUCCACCUCCUUCUUCACUUAGUCCAGAGUCAGAAGAACCUCUGCCAUCUACCCAAUCCACUUUUACGAUUUCAGACUCUGUGUCAGGGACUCUAGAAUCUUUGCCAUCGGUGCCAGGGGCUCUGGGGCUUUUGAAACCCAAUGAAGGUGCUCUGGGCCCUUUAGUAUCUGAACAAGGGAUCCUGGGAACAACAUCUCCCCAGGAAACUCUAGAACACUCUCAACCAGCCCAGGGGCUUCUAGAACCUAUGCCAUCUGCCCAAGACUCUGUGAGAACUUCCUUUUCAACAGAGUUUCUGGGACUGUCCCAUUGUGCACAUGAUGACUUUAUCCCUAUGGCUUCUCGUGCAGAACGCCAGAGACAGUCCCCCUUUCCCAAGAAAGGCCCUAGACUUUCCAAUUCCACCCAAAGGAUAUUGAAAUCUGUCCCAUUUCCUGAAGGGGAUAUCAGAUCUUCUCUUUCAGAACUUGAUGUCUUAAAACGUAUCUCUUCUGCUGAAAGUAGCCUCCCAUCUUUCAAGUAUGGCAAAAAAGACUCCAGUCCCACUUCUAGUUCCCCUCCUAAAGAAGCUCUCAGUUGUUCUCCCUCUCCAGAUGAUCACUCCAGACAUUCUAAAUUGGGGGAAACAAGAUCCAGCCAUGCCUCUUCAGAGCAAGCAGACCUGCAUUCUGUGCCAUCAGAAGAUGAGGGCUGGGAACUCUGCCAUUCUUCCAAAACGGGGAUAAGAGCUUACAAACCUGACAAAAGGGGUGCAAAGCUUAAAACCGAGACCAACAGAAACCUCACCACUUCUGAUUCUGCCAAUGGAGCCUGUGGAUCCUCGCCAUCUCCCGAGGAGGGCCUCAGAAGUACCCCACCUCCCCAAGGCAUUCACAGACAGUCUAAGUCUACCAAAACCACAUCACAAAAGGCCCCUUCUGACCAAAGGGACACUCAAGCUUCCAAUUCUGAACAUGAGAGUUGCAAACCAUCUUCUUUGUCAAAAAGAGAGCUCAGACAUUCCUCAUCUUCCAAAAAAGAUCAGAAACCGAAAGCUACUCCCCAAGAGGGCAUAGCAUCUUCCAUCUCUACAGAAGAGUGAACACAAACCACUCCCUCUCAUGAAGAGAGCCUUGGGCAUUCCACCUAUUCUCAUGAGAUUCCCAGACACACUACUUUUACCAGGAGAAGACAGAGGAAUGCCUCUGAUACACAAAGAGGCCUGAAAAUUUCUCCUGCAGGUCAAGAAGGCAUUGAGUCAUCUCUAGAUGGAUUUUCAAACAUUUUCUUCUCAUCAACCAUCUAUCAAACUCCUAGCUGCCUCAGAUACACAUUGAAGCAUCAGGUAGGCUCCUCUGACUAAAAGCACGGUAAGGUAAGUAUUCCCCUUCUGAUUAAGAGUAGCUCACAAUUUGUAGUCAAAACAGCAUGCUAGACAAUUUGCUCAUCGUGGAGAAUAACAUGUGCUUCUUCUGACCAGUGUGGAUCUAGGCCUGCUUGAUCUGACCUAAUCAGUGAAAAAUCAACUCCCUCUAUCUAAGUUGCACUGGGUGCAUCUUACUCUGAUCCUCUGACUUCAUGAUCUCUGUCCAAAGAACAGGACCCGGAUACCUGAGGUCCUAAUGUCUAACAGUAGCCUGCAAAGUCAUAAACCCAGGAUAUAUAAUACAUGGUCAAGUUGGUCAGCAGAAACAAGAAAACCAUGCCAUGUUCAAAAGUAGGCAGCUGGUUUAUCAGGAGACCUAGCUAGGAACUGCCUCUUGGCCUGUUGGAGAUUGAUUACACUGCUGUCUGGCCUGCAUGACAUGGAUGUUCUAGGUUCUCAUGAAGACUGGAUAAGGAAAAGUUCAGGUCUUCUCUACUCUCCACCUUGACCCUUGAUCUUCCCCUGAUACAAGAGUCUUUGAAAUUUCUGCUUUCCCCAACUUGAUAUGAGACAUUUGCCUCUAAAGUUUGGUAUCUUUAAUAGUUUGGGGAUAUAUCAACAUACUCAUUCUGUCCAUGGGUCCUCCAAAUUGUGACUCUGACACAGAACCAGGAAGACUCACACUUUCCCCAAUCUCUGAAGUGGAGCUCAAAUCAUUCUCAAGGGCUCAAGGGCUCCUCGGGCAUACUCUGUCUUAACCAGGAAGCCAAAUGCACUCCAGUGCUUCUCAAGUAGGCUUCAGACCUACAGCUUAAGAACUACUGAUCUUCCAAAUUUCUGUAUGGAUCAAGGGGACUUCUGACCUGUCUAUUCUGAACUAGAGAUACUCAGAUCUUCCCCAGUAGCCUAAACGACCUUAGUCUUAACUGUCUAGGACCAAUGUGGUUCACAACUUUCACCAGUAACUCAAGGGGAUUUCAGAUGUACCCCCUCAACAUUCAAUGUGUCAGAAACUCCCCAGUGUUCAAGGGAGCAUUAACAUACAAUUCCUUGGAGACCCUGAAACCUCAGGCAUUCAUUAAUUGCUCAAAUUGACCUCAGAGUUACCACUUCAGAGCUAAGGUGUCACAUAGGUCCUCAAUGACUGAAGAGCCACUGAGACCUAUCACAUAAUAAGCAAAGGACUUCAGAACUUAACAAGACGAUCACAAAUACAGCCCUUUUACAACCAGCGUGCAAUAGAAUUGAUGAAGUCAUAAAGGGGCCUCAGAUGGACCCUUCUAGAACCAGGACAAUUUACGCCUCCAGAUAAUAACUCCAUCAAGUGAUGCCCCCUCAGAAGUAAACUAACCCAUGACACCAAGGGGGCUGAUACCCAGUUGAAAUAUCUUCUGAAGAGGGCCUUAGCCUUAUUUCCUCUAAGCAUAGUAACCCCUGACAUUAAGGGUAUGCCUAAGGGAUCAGCUGACCUUAAAUAAAAACAUUUAAUUCUUCCUCUGUCUGUCCUGGAGGCAUCUGAGACAUGCCCCUCUGAUGAAGCUAGCUAUAGGAAUGACUUUGUGACUGAGGAGUGUGUCUCAAAUAUUUGGGCUUGGCUGUAGUGUGCUUCAGACUGAAUCCUUGUGACCAAGAAUGCACAGGAACUUCUCUCUUUGUUCAUGGCUGACUCGGGUCUACCAUUCAUCUAAGAGAGAGCAGAGAUUCUCCGUCAGACUUUAUUGGUUAGGAAAUACACCUUUGACCACCCAAAAGGCUCCGACAACCCGGGAUUCAAGUCCCAUAGCCACUGAAUCAAAACCUCAGCCUGGAUCCAAGGCCAUCUAUCUUUUAUCUGCUCACCAGAAAGGUAACUGUCCUCCACACCCACACCUGUGGGGCUUAUUUUAAGUUUAAAUAGGAAACAGAUCCAUGGUCUAUGACCCAAGUUCUCAGAAGAAACCAGAGAUCACUGUCAAGUCUGCAGUGGAGUCCUCAGAGAUAAUAAUUUUCUAGAGUUCUCUGAAGACUUGGAGGCCUGGAGUGGCUGGACCAACCUCCUCUACAGAAGGUAAACAGGGAUACUCCCCUACUGUCCAACAGGGUUGAGGGCCUUUCUCCUUUCCAAAAUUUUGGUAUUUUUCUUCCUCUGAGGAUUGAGGCCUUAAAAGGAACCCCUUUAACCCAAUAGGCUCUCAUCUCAUAACAAUCCCUUCUGCUCAGGAGCCUGUGGGAUAUUUUACCUCUGAUCAAGGAGCAUUGCGCCCUUUGGUCAAAGUUUACAGAAAUCAAGAGGAGGAAGCAAAUCCUGGAACCUUAUGCCACUUCCUUGAAUAAAGUCACAUGACAUGUUGUGAAAUCAUCAGUCUAGCUCACUUCUGGCUGGUUGAACAUAAUUCUUAGGAAGCAAUCAUGCUGAGGACACAUACCCACGGUGAUCAUGAAUCAUGGUAACUAUAUUUUGUCUCCUGCUGCUUCAGUAAAGAUAUGGAUACCCUAGACUGUGAAGAACAGUAAGAAGGUGAGGCAAUGCUAAGAUCUCAUGAGCUAAGGUAAGCCAUUUAAUUUUUGCUCAAAAUAUUAUGGAAAUUCUUAUACUGUGAUCAUCUCUCCCAUCACAAAUAUAUUGAGUACCUCCUUUCUUCCCAGAGGUACUCACUCCUUCUACCUUUGAUUAAGGAAGCAUCAUAUUUUCCCACUGAAGCAAAGGGAGCCUCAGAUCAUUGCAGUUUGUCAAAAGGAGGCUUAAACAUUCAUUUAGGUUGUGUAAUCCUAUACAACAUCGUGAACAUCUCUGUGAGUUUUCAUGUCAGUGAC
Molecule: messenger RNA, 4962 nt
Organism: Grammomys surdaster
Lineage: Eukaryota; Metazoa; Chordata; Mammalia; Rodentia; Muridae
Product: histone-lysine N-methyltransferase 2D-like
Exons: 2
Coding region: 229-1905 (558 amino acids)
Source: RefSeq, a predicted model, not a curated record